Dromaius novaehollandiae (emu) is the source of this 2911-nucleotide messenger RNA. RefSeq names its product cutA divalent cation tolerance homolog (gene CUTA). Gene Ontology annotation, molecular function: copper ion binding. Lineage: Eukaryota; Metazoa; Chordata; Aves; Casuariiformes; Dromaiidae. The transcript is spliced from 6 exons. Bases 1374 to 1865 code for a protein of 163 amino acids. The record is from RefSeq and is a predicted model, not a curated record. Gene Ontology annotation, biological process: response to metal ion.
AGCGGGGCGGUGGCGCACGGAGCCGCCCCCGGGGAGGCGGGAGCCGGGAGCCGGGGGCGCUGCCCGCGGGCUGGGCCUGCCUCCACGAGGCGGGACAAGCGUGCCGGGGGCCUGCGGUGGCGAGCCCGCAGCCUGAGCAGCUUUGUCGCUGUCGGAGGAGCUCGGUGGAGCAGGGACAGGGCUUGCUGGCGGGUGCCGAGGUGGAAGAGCCCUCGCAGCUCAGGCCGCGGCGCGCUAGGCAGCGAGCUGUCUAACACAUAACCGUGUUUUCCCCCGCGCAGCGCUCGCAGCAGCCUCCAUCUGCUCAGCAGAGCUCCCAGGGGCCUGGAAAAUUCGCUCAUCUGGAGCCAAACUGUUCCCGGCGGCCCCAGAGCACUUCCCCGUGUCACCCCAGCAAGCAGAUGUCUCGCCACCUUUCCAGUCGCCUCGACAGCAAAUGCUGCUCCGGAGCCUCUGCCUUCGAGGUGCAACAUCCCCGUGGCGGCUCGGUCCCAGCAUGGGUGGGCUGUGCCGGCCGGGAACGACCGGCCUUGAUCUAUAGCAGCAGAAGAAUGAUUUUUCAAUCCGCAGACAGCAAAGAAGACAACUGGAUUUAGCACCUCCGGGGCUCUUCCCAUGCUGCGAGGUGCUCCGAGCGCUCUGCGGUGCUUGAUGUCUCCAGGAGGUCACUGAAGCGAUGGCACUGCUCUGGCCUUCUGCCGCCACUGGCCGCGGGGACUUAUGAGAAGUCCCUUAUGAGCUUAUGAGAACUGGCGGGGACGUAACCAAGUUGUGUUUUGAGAAAGCAUGGUGGUCUGUGUUCCUCUGCACUGGAUCGCUUAAAGGAUAUUUUUUAUUUUAUUUAUUGCUAAGCGUUUUAGGGCCGACCAGCAUCACCAGCUUUAUCAGCUUGCUAGCGGUCGCUACGCAAAGAUUACAAAGCCCCGAUAAUACGAGGUCUGAGAAAAAAAGCGAUUUUGUGGAUGGGAAAAUUAAGGCAAGGUUGCUGAGUGGUGAUCACCAGGUGUCUCCGAGCACCCCUCUUACCCUGGGAGGAACAGAUUAUUUCUCCAGCAGAUGUUAGGAAAGAUGUUUGGGGAAGAGCACCGGCACUACUAGGAGUGUUUGUCUGGAUUUGCUGCGGGCCAGACCCCACGCCUGGCUGUGCCAGGCCCCGGCACCUGCUUCACCCGGCUCCACAGGGAGGGGACAGGGACAGGGACGGGCCGUGGCGGAGGCGGCAGUGAUGCCGGGGGACACCCGCAGGCCCAGCCGGGGAGGAAGAGGAGGAGGAGUUUGUGCUCCCUGCAGCCAGCCUUCCCGGCCAGCCCCGGCCACACUCCCGGCAGAGCAGGUGGCAGGACGGAGCAGGACGGCGGCUCUCGCCCAGAGCAAUGACGAUGGAGUGGCUGAGCCAGCGCUGCCAGCAGCCCGGCACCUCGAGCUGCUCCCGGCCGGGCCGCCUGGCCCUGCUGCUGGCGAUGGCUCUGUCUUUACUGAUGUACCCCAUGCUAAAAAGUCUGGCUCUUCAGCUGCACUCUGCUGUCACUGGCAGCUACAUCUCUGGGACCCAUUCCAUCGCCUUCAUCAAUUGUCUCAACGAGGAAAUUGCCAAGGAUAUUGCAAGGGCCAUUAUGGAUAAGAAGCUGGCUGCCUGCGUGAACAUCCUGCCGAAGACCUCGGCCCUGUAUUUCUGGAAAGGCGAAAUAGAAGAAUCCACAGAAAUACUGCUAUUAGUGAAAACAAGGACAUCAAAGAUAGGUGAAUUGUCCAACUACGUCAGAUCCAUCCAUCCCUUUGAAAUUCCGGAAAUCAUCAGCCUGCCUAUUGACCAAGGAAACCCACUCUACUUCAAAUGGAUAGAAGAAAGCAUCCCAAGAGACUGAGAUGUGCAAAACCACUUUGCUUUCGGGGAGACCAGAUGAAGCAUGCUUUGCUGUGCCAGUCCCCUCCCUGGGCGGGCAGGAGUUACACACGCACAGGGAGGCAGCAUAUAACUUCACAGGUUUGCGGUAGCGCAGAAGUUUGGGAUUGGGAAUUUUGUACUUGAACCAUCCCCUCCUUUGCCUGACCCUGUGCCCCACAGAGCGUGUAGCAGCAUAGAGGCAGCAGAGGCUGAAGCGGAGAAGGCUGACACAGCUAAAGCUUGUUCCAGCGUUGUGGAAGAAGAUACACGGGGUGUCCAAGUCGAGACCGUGACACCUCGCAGCACUCAGCGCUGUUUCAGGCGUCUCGUGGCAAACACGAGGCAGCGGGCCCCGUCCCGGCGUGCCCCCAGCACCCCAGCUGCAGGCUGGAGGGGCGUGCGGACAGGCUGCCAGGCUGGCAGCGCCGUCGGGAAGGGCCGGCCAGCUCCAUGCGUCUCUGCACCCGGCAGCGCAGCCAGCCCCGCUGCCUGCCUCCACGGCUGUCCCUGCACCCCGCACAGCUCUGGCUCCGGCUCCUGCUUCCCAGGCCAGGGAGAGGCAGGAUGCGGCAGGGCAGCUGCGAUGUGCCAGCUCACGCUCCCUCCUGCGGUCACCUAACUUGCUGGUUUGUCUUCCAGAAUCCAAGGGAACAGCAAACUUUUAAGCAGAGGCCGCUAAGCGAUUGCCAAGAUCCCCAGUGCACACGCACGCUGCCAGCGCCCUGCCGCUGAGACGGCGAAAGCGGGGCCGAGGCUGGCGACCCCCUGCCACCGCAGAGGAGCAGUGCCCAGCCGUGCCACUGCCCCUUCGAUGUGCAGGGCCAGGGCAGGCAUCGCCCUCCCGCAGGAGGGCACAGCUCCGGCCCCAAGCAUCCCCAGCCCGCGCCUGAGCGGUUGCUUUCCACCCAGGCUAAACCUUGUAAAAAGAUGCUCAUGUUAAUAGUUUAACAUAAUGUAAGUUAUGCAACAGUAUUGAGUUAUUUAUGUGAUUGGGAAGCUAAUAAACAGGAGCUUUUCUUACCUGUA